AACACGGAAUGUUUUGCGUGCGGCACUUCUGAACACGGAAGAGAAGCUGCUGUUCCUGUUUAUGUAUUUCGCUGUCUAUGGGAUUUCGCAGCUAGACGACUUCAUCUGUGAGACAGUAUGGCGGUGAGCGCCGUUCACCUGGAGUCAGACGCCUUUCUGGUGUGUAUGAAUCACGCGCUGAGCACGGAAAAAGAAGAGGUGAUGGGUUUGUGUAUCGGAGAAGUGGAAGUCACCCGUAUCGUCCAUAUUUACUCGGUCAUCAUCCUCCGCCGCUCGGACAAGAGGAAGGACCGGGUGGAGAUCUCCCCCGAGCAGCUGUCCGCGGCCUCCACGGAGGCGGAGAGGCUGGCCGACAUCACCGGCAGGCCGCUGCGGGUGGUCGGCUGGUACCACUCCCACCCGCACAUCACCGUGUGGCCCUCCCACGUCGACGUGAGGACCCAGGCCAUGUACCAAAUGCUGGACCAGUGCUUCGUGGGCCUCAUUUUCUCCUGCUUCAUAGAGGACAAGAACACCAAGACGGGCCGGGUGCUGUACACCUGCUUCCAGUCCGUGCAGGCGCAGAAGGGUUCCGAGUACGAGCGCGUGGAGAUACCCGUGCACGUCGUGCCCCGCGAAGCCAUCGGCAAGGUGUGCCUGGAGUCGGCCGUGGAGCUGCCGCGGAUCCUGUGCCAGGAGGAGCAGGACACGUACCGCAAGAUCCACAGCCUGGCGCACCUGGACCCCGUCACCAAGAUCCACAACGGCUCGGUGUUCACCAAGAACCUGUGCAGCCAGAUGUCGGCGGUGAGCGGGCCGCUGCUGCAGUGGCUGGAGGACCGGCUGGAGCAGAACAAGCAGAGCAUCGUGGAGCUGCAGCGGGAAAAGGAGAGGCUGCUGCAGGAGCUGGCUGUUCAGCCAUGAGCCCAGAAACAAACAACAUGCUACACUUAUAACGAUAUAAAACAGGGGGAAAAAAUGCAAAUCCUCACAUUGAAGAAGCUGGAAACGGGAUGUUUUUCGUAAUUUUUUGCUUUGAAAUUUUUUUUGUUGAAAAAUGUAUAUCACCUAAUUGUUGCAGAUAGUUUUUCUGUCAAUCAACUAAUGGAUGAAUCGACUAAUAGUUUCAGCUCUGUCUUCCCUGGAGCUGGUUUCUAGAGUCUGGUCGGAUUUGUAGUUUGGAUGACUUGUUCUUUGAUCAGGUUAAUUCCUGAUUUAAAUAAGUCAACCUUUUUUGGGGUUUUGUACAGCUCUUUUAUGAUGAGACAAAAUUAAACUUAAUUAUUUAAGAAGUUCAUGUUGUUUAAAAAAAAACCAAAAAUGGGUUUGCUAAAACAAUAAUGCUUACGGUUUACAUGCAGUUUAGUGUCCCAAAUCCCACUAUGGCCACGACAAGACCCGCCCUACGAAGCAGCUCGAUUGGUUGGGGUUAGUUAGGCAUUUGACCUCGAGUGGUUAAGGUUAGGAUAGCCGAUUGGUCAGUCGAUAGGACCUGUAGAAAUAAUAGGGUUACGUUACGGGGAAUUUGGGACACUAAACUGCACGUAUACUAAUGCUUACUUUCUCUAAGGUAUCAAAAUGUAUAGUUUUGGUAUCUGUAUUAGGGCUAUUUAAUUCUGCCAAAAACCAGAUAUUUUCAUGUGGUUGUUUUACAUAAUGUAAUGGAAGAUGUUAGCUAUCACGCGCCUAUAACGGAAACUAUAUGGAGGGAAAACUGAUGGUGUGAAACAUUAUUUGUGGUCAAUGGGGAAAAUACAUUCAAAGCUACAGUUGGGUACAUUAUAAGAGCCUCCGUCCCACACUAUAGUCACUCUGAAUCAGAGCCAGCUGAGCCCACUGAGGGACAAGUGAGGACGAGGAAAGUGCCUUUGGACUAACAAAGUGUUAUUGUAGCGUAUUGUAAAUGAGGGUUAUUGGAUGUAAAGGGUGUGUGGGGGUCUGUAACAUCUUUAAUGCCAUUGGUUGGCUUCUGUUCUUCUGUUUGCUUUGUCUUUUUCUUGUGUCUUGUCUUAUCCCAGAUUUGGAAAGCCUGAAUUUUAUUUUAAAUUUUUUUUUUUUUAAAGGAGCAUUAUUCAGGUUUGACUAGUGUGGUGUUUUUCUCUGCAUCCAUCUACUGUAAAAUAAAACACCUUUUGUGUUACUUUACAGGGACCCAAAGAUA
Molecule: messenger RNA, 2140 nt
Organism: Perca fluviatilis (European perch)
Lineage: Eukaryota; Metazoa; Chordata; Actinopteri; Perciformes; Percidae
Gene: brcc3
Product: BRCA1/BRCA2-containing complex, subunit 3
Exons: 1
Coding region: 118-903 (261 amino acids)
Biological process (GO): double-strand break repair
Cellular component (GO): BRISC complex; BRCA1-A complex
Molecular function (GO): metallopeptidase activity; polyubiquitin modification-dependent protein binding; cysteine-type deubiquitinase activity
Source: RefSeq, a predicted model, not a curated record